UUUACAUCGUAGCAGAAGACAAGAAACGGAGGAAGAAGAAGAAGAAGAAGAAGGACACCGACGAGUGCGAAAGCAAGGAGAAGGCGGAGACGAAGGGGAAAGAGGCAUAGAAUUAGAGAAGAAGAAGAAAGGAGGAGAACUGCGAAACAAAGUGAGAAACGGUGAUAGAGAAACGAGUUCGCGUGUAAGAAAUAAAAGACGGAAGGAACAGACGGCGAACACUGUGGUAGAGACCGACAGGAGAAAAAAACCUGACUAAAAUUCGCACAAAAGCAGAACGGAAGGAAGCCACACACGCCAAAGGAAGCCCCAGACGCCGAAGGAGAAACCAGAACCGAGGAGAACCCCGAGAUGGCGACAUUCCCCGAGAAGGUGAACAACGCCCUCGAGAAGGCCGGCCUGCAGCCUGUCUCGGUGAAGAGCGUGAUGGGCUUUUACAUGCCCCUGAAAGGCUCCUUGGCCUAUGUGAUGCUCAGCACUCAGAUGUUCACGCCAGAACUCUACGAGAACUUCAGGUUCAUUGUGAUUCCUCAGUACAUCUCUCUGACCAAUGCAUGUCUGGUAAACAGCAUGCUAGGCACAGGGCUUUUUAUUCACACCCGCCCUCAUCUUGCUUCAGCUUCUACAAAGGACAAAGUGAUAUUUUGUGCCUUUGGCUCUGUGAUGUUUAACCUGGGAUCUAUGCUGCUAUGGGCCCUAGGUCGCACUGUUGCCCCAGAGAGCCCUGCACUGCGCACAGUCAUUGGCACUGCUGGAGCAGUUGGGGCCCUUUAUCUGGGCAAAAGAUAUGUAGAUUUUGUAGAUUCUAAGGAGAAGGCCAGCUAAGUAAACUCUGGUUGUCACAUCCACCGUAAGUUGUAUAUCAGGCAUACUGUGAAACAAUGUAAAGGAUAACAUAAAAUUGUCUGGUUAUCUAAAUAUUAGGCUGUGCUUAUAUUAUAAUUGUUGCUUUUGUAAUGCAGUAUUAUAUAUGAGGUGACUGCAAUAUACUUCUUGUGAAACUCCAUGCACAAUUCUCUUUAUGUUAGGCCACUUGUAGUCUUCUAUUUUGUACUUCCUGAAGAAUGAAUACUUACUUGAGUAAAUGUGAAAUAUGUAUAUUUCACAUACUAUGGCUAUUGUUGAUAUUGUUAGGUGGCUAUAUUAAUUCUAGUUGGAACACCCAGAUUUGAAAUCAUUUUGUACUACAUUUUCUUUGAGACUUAUAAGUCAUGUUGUGAAUCAGGCAUAGGCUUGUGUUGUGGAUAUUGCAUACAUCAUUGGCAAAAGUGGGUGGGAAAAUUAUAGCCAGAGUAUGGAAAGGACUUGAGUAUUGCAAACUGAUACAGGAUAUUUAUGAGUGCAAUGGAUGAUUUCAUUGAGUUGAAAUUUCAGGACAAUCACAAAUUUCCUCAUUUGCAUAGGCUAGUCCAUCUUGAACCGCUUAUCAGUUAUAGCAAGGUAGAAUUUGGAAAGAAACUGAAGAGCACAAAAGUAGCAUGUCUUCCACCAGUAUUGAAGACUUACAAGUGAUUAAUAAGCUAUGAUAAAUUGGAGGUGUAAGUUCUUCAAUGAAGUUAUAAGUAAGAGAUAGGAACUACGUAAAGUAUUUAAGGCCUUUUUUUACAUACUUGUAGAUUUGAAGGAAUACUGUUAAACAGCAUCUGAAGUUCAGAUUAUAAACCAGCAUUAAAUAAAUUUCAAGGUUUACAUAUUGUUUUAAUUAUGGGAUCAUAUACUGCUGGGAAUAUGACUGAUCAUGUAUUUUUCAUAAUACUGAAUCAAAAUAACAGAUUUGUUACCUAUAGUGAUGUUGAUUUUCCAGUAUGAAAAUAGUUAUAGGGUUCAGGCAGAGUUCAUAAUUGGUCAUUAUGGAUUGAAGCUCCUUUAUUAUUAGAGUCUUUGUAACCGAAAACAAUUUCACUACUUGAUUACUGUGCAUCUAUCAUCUUUAGUUACUCUCAAGCAUUAUGGUGUUGUAAAUGAAAAUUGUAUUAUGCUGUAUAUAAUAAAGCUUUAUUUAUA
This is a messenger RNA of Penaeus chinensis, 2004 nucleotides long. RefSeq lists its product as uncharacterized. The record is from RefSeq and is a predicted model, not a curated record. The transcript has 3 exons. Lineage: Eukaryota; Metazoa; Arthropoda; Malacostraca; Decapoda; Penaeidae. Bases 352 to 825 code for a protein of 157 amino acids.